Salmo salar (Atlantic salmon) is the source of this 2863-nucleotide messenger RNA. RefSeq lists its product as uncharacterized. Gene Ontology annotation, molecular function: protein binding. The record is from RefSeq and is a predicted model, not a curated record. Lineage: Eukaryota; Metazoa; Chordata; Actinopteri; Salmoniformes; Salmonidae. Gene Ontology annotation, biological process: cell differentiation; Notch signaling pathway; multicellular organism development. Gene Ontology annotation, cellular component: membrane.
AAAGAGAGGGAGUUGGGUGGGUGGUAGCAGCACUGGAGGUUGGGGUGUACACUUUAGACAUAAACUGUUCACACGGUCCAAUUGCGAACGCGGUCUUCUCCAGAAGAUACCCAGAGAGAUACCUCACGACACUUUGGCGGAGUACAGACCUGCCGGACCUGCCAUAGCUGGACCAAGGCAUUGGACCUAGUAACUGCACUGGUACAGCUCGGAGGAUAGUGAGAGAGACUAGACUACUGCCGUCUCCAUCCUCCUCUCUGGGACCUGCUUGGCCCAAUGAUGCUGGUGCUGUGGACAGCUGUUCUGUUGGGUUUCAGCAGGUUGUGUCAAGUAGCAGCAGCAUCUCCCGGUGGUGACCUCUGGGCCAAGUGUCCAUCCGGACAGUGUAAGGCCAAGUUUGGAGAUGGGUCAUGUGAUAAAGAGUGCACCGAGCCCGAGUGUCUGAGAGACGGGUUCGACUGUCUGAGAGACAAAGGACACUGCAAUUCAGGCCACAUCCACUACUGCCGAGACCACUAUGCCAACUCUUACUGUGACCAGGGCUGUGAAAGCGCCGCCUGUGGCUGGGACGGGAGUGACUGUCACAGGCACCACAGCCCUCUGUGGGCUAAGGGCACCCUGCUCCUGCACACCCACGUCCCCCUGCAACACGGCACAUUUUCCAACAGUUCCCUUCUCUGGGCCCUCAGCACCCUCCUGCAGACGCCCCUCAAACUGCGCGGCACUGUGCCCCUUGACUCCAGCAAGGACCUCUUCACCUUUAAUCCCCAGCAGCUCGAACACCUGCUGGCUCAAGCUUCCUCGGAUGACUCAAAUGGCUCUCUCCUAUUCCUGCAAGUGGAUAACAGGCCGUGCUCCCGUCUUCCUUCUACCUGUUUUCCGUAUGCCAUCGAAGCAGCUAACUUCUUGCGGGCUGCUACGUCACUGACUCGUGUGUCGGUCCCCUCUCACCCAGAAUUAAAGGCCAUUAUUAGUGUAAGAGGGGUUGGGGAGGAAAUAGGAGGGAGAGAGGAGGACCCAGUUGAGGAAAAAGACGAAACUAAUGGAGCAACACCUCCAUGGCUAUGGGCUGUGAUCGGCGUGGCAACGGGCCUGGUACUGGCUUUGGUCUUGAUGGUUGUCUUGGCGAUCAGAAGGGUGAGACGACGACGAGCGGAGAGGGAGGGAGGAGGAGAGAGGGUUAGGCACAGAUCCACUGUCACUGAGAAUGACAGCGGAGCCAAUGUGGCCAAGGCAUGGGCACAGCACACACCCCACCGAGAGCAGAGGGGCAGGACAGGGAGAGAGAAAGACAGGAAUGGGAUAAAGAAGAAGAAAGCAAAGGAGGCUGAGAAGAAAAGACGCAGAGAUCCACUGGGGGAGGAUGCCAUUCGACUGCGGCCCCUGAAAAAGGACCUGGAUAUUGGAAGUGACACUGACUUUACCCAGAGUUCUAUGGAGGACAUCAACACGUCCAUCCGUGACCACCGAACGCAAGAGCAGAAGCACUACCGCAGCCCUCCAAGCCACCCACAAUCACCCAUACAACCUCCACUUUUAGCUCCCCCAAGAGGAUGGGAGAGAAAUGCUGUCCCGUCUCCACAUCACAGAACACCCAAUCAAUCUGGUUCGGUUCAGUGGUGUGGUCCAGAUGGGUCAGUGGUCCUGAUUCGUGCAGUCCGGAGUGGGCUUGACCGUGUGGUCCUGGAGCUGCUACGAGCUGGGGUGCCGGUCAACAACACAGACCACACUGGGAGAUCAGCCCUCCACUGGGCAUGCUCAGUUAACCACCUCUCCUUGACAAGAACCCUCACUCGCUACGGUGCUGCGGUGGACCUACAGGACAACAAGGGUGAGACUGCUCUGUUCCUCUCCGCCCUCCACGGUUGCUACGACACCGCCCGGUUCCUGCUCCUGAACGGUGCCAAUCAGGAUCUGUCUGAUCGCAGAGGACGCCGGGCACUGGAUGUUGCCCGAGAGGGCAUACAUCAUCAAGUCCUGGAGCUCCUAUUGGCUCACAGGGUUCAGAGAGGGCCUAUUCCUAUGGAGCAAGCCAAUGAUAUGCUGUGGGAUGAGCGUGCCUUGCUGUAUAGCCAAUGGGUGAAUUCCCCUGGGCUCCCUGGGAGAAGUGCCUCCUUCUCUGGUGUCAUAGGGCAUCGGGAUAUGUCUUCGCCUCCACCAAGUGAUUGGUCAAUGGGCAGAGUGCAGUGCCCUUCCCCUCAGAACUGGCGGCCACAGCUCAACCAAUCAGUGACCGCAUUGGUCACCCCAAGAAUCAUGGGGCGUCCCCCACGGCCAAUCAGCACUCUGCAGGAAGUUACCUCAGAGGACGAAGAUCGUGAAAGGCCCCAGGAAGUCCCGAGAGCAGCGACACCGCACUUCCUGUUACCCCAGCCUGCUCCUCGACAGCGGUCCUUCUCCUGUACCCAGAAUGCACUGCAGCGUCGCUCCAGUUCACAGCAGCCCGAACCAACUUAUGUUGCCUUAUCGGAGAAAAUUGCCAAUGAGCCCAUAGAAAGAGUGAUCGUAGUCCCUCCUACAGAUGCUCCCACCCAAUCAAAUCGUAGAUCAAUAGUCAAUAGUAGCGAUAACCCCAACAGGGCGGCACCAGAGAUUGAGACAGCAAGUUUUAAAAAGGCAGACCAGAAAGCCCGAAGUGAGAAGCUAAAUAACCACAUGCCUGACUCUAAACAAACAGCUUUGUAAGGGAGAGGGCUCUGCUAAAAUUACCCCAAAUACCAUGUCAAUCACGUGCUGUUUACAUUUUCUGUAACAGGCUCCUUGCCCCUAAAUAACCGCAGAUUGACAGACGGGAUAUAAACUCAGUCAAUAAAUGAGUAACUUAAUUUACUCUAAAUAUCUAAAUCAAUAAACUAUGAAAUAA